AUGGAGAAGCCGAAGAAAGACACCAUUCUACAAUUAAUGAUAAUUUGGAUUGGAUUGUUAUCAGUUAAUUCUCUGGAAUGUUAUGAUUCUUCAUAUCCAGUACCACAUCGAAGAACCGAGUGUGGACCCAAUAUGAUGUGCUACUCUGAGUACUAUGCAGUCAAUCGAAGUGGGACAAUUCGACAGUAUUAUGAUCGUUUCUGUGUUCAUGAAUCCCAUUGUUUGUAUCGAGGAAUCGAUGAAUCUUGCCCCACACUGGCACAACUUGAUCACAAAAUGCAGAGUCUCUUCACAAAACAUCAUGCAAAAAGUCAAGUGAAUUCAAUUCGAUUCUCAGAAUUCUGUUGUUGUUCAACAAAUCUUUGUAACGAUGUCAACCACAAAAGGGUCUAUGACAAAUACGGACUUCAAAUAACGUUUGCGGACAACGUGUUCACAGAUGCGUCAAGUAGUCGAUCGAACAUCGUCUCACUUACACUUCUCUUCAUUUCCAUAAUCAUGUAUUUCGUCUGCGUUUUUUAA
Molecule: messenger RNA, 522 nt
Organism: Caenorhabditis remanei
Lineage: Eukaryota; Metazoa; Nematoda; Chromadorea; Rhabditida; Rhabditidae
Exons: 4
Coding region: 1-522 (173 amino acids)
Source: RefSeq, a predicted model, not a curated record